Orcinus orca (killer whale) is the source of this 1626-nucleotide messenger RNA. Its product is annotated as cerebellar degeneration-related antigen 1. Lineage: Eukaryota; Metazoa; Chordata; Mammalia; Artiodactyla; Delphinidae. The record is from RefSeq and is a predicted model, not a curated record.
CAAUGAGUUCUUGUGAAGAUUAAAUGAGUUGAUGCAUGUAAGGACCUUAGAACAGUGCCUGGACAUAGUAAAUGCUAUGUUAAUGUUAUUAUUAUUAUUAUUUAUGUCACAUAAGACCAAACAACAAAAAUUGAUGUUAUAAAAAAUGGAUAAAUACACUGUAUGUCAGCUUUAUCUAAAAUAAUAAAGUCUCUAAACAGGAAUUUUUCUCAUCAAAAUAAGAAUUUUACUUGUACCUAAACAGAGUUGACUGUAUAAAAUAUAUGAGCAUUAGUAAAUUAGCAAAAUUUGUCACAGCAAUCCCAUCUAUGUGUUUAUUCUAUAGAAGCUGUUUUACGAACACUAUCUUUAAAAGUUGUAAAGAAUGAAUGCACAUUUCCUAGUAGCAAAAACACUAUUGAGCUGAAGUACAGUUGAUCCAUAAGAUCUGGUCUAUAAGAAGGAAUGCCCUAUUCAAUUUUUUGAAGCUAAUUCAACUAGAAGCAGAAAUAUUUGAGUUGGAAGGCUUGUAUAUGGAAAAAUCUGAACAUGGAAAGGCUCGAACUUGGGAAGACUAAUUUUGAAAACGUCUGGACCUGGGGAAAGGUCGGAAGGCCUGAACUAUGGAACAUGUUAAAAUACCUGGAUAUCGUAGACACUGGAAGACCUGAAUGUUAGAAGACCGGUACACUGGAGACGUUGGAAGACGUGGAUAUUGAGCCUGCUUUUGGAAGACUGAGUAGCUGUUUGGAAGACAUGGAGAUGCUGGAAGACGUGGAGAUGUUGGAAGACGUGGAGAUGCUGGAAGACACAGAGAUGCUGGAAGACGAGCAGAUGCUGGAAGCCCUGGAGAUGCUGGAAGACCUGGAGAUGUAGGAAGACAUGGAUUUUCUGGAAGACAUGGUUUUUUUGGAAGACGUGGAUUUUCUGGAAGACACCCCUUUGUUGGAAGACAUGGAUUUUCUGGAAGACGCACCUUUUUUGGAAGACGUGAAUUUUCUGGAAGACGCACCUUUGUUGGAAGACAUGGAUUUUCUGGAAGACACGGCUUUGUUGGAAGACGUGGAUUUUCUGGAAGAUGCCGCUUUGUUGGAAGACGUGGAUUUUCUGGAAGACGCACCUUUGUUGGAAGACAUGGAUUUUCUGGAAGACGUGGAUUUUCUGGAAGACAUGGUUUUGUUGGAAGACAAGGAUUUGCUGGAAGACAUGGAUCUCCUGGAAGACGUGGAUUUUCUGGAAGAGGAUUUGAUGGAAGACAUGGAUUUUCUGGAAGACUUGGAUAGGCUGGAAGACCUGAGGUCAUUGGAAGACAUGGAUUUCCUGGAAGACAUGGCUUUUCUGGAAGACAUGGAUUUUCAGGAAGACCCGAAUUGUCCGGAAGACCUGGAUUAUUUGGAAGACAUAGAUUUGCUGGAAGACUGGACGUUACUGGAAGACAUGAAUUUUCUGGAAGACGUUAAUCUCUAGGAAGACAUAAGUUUGCUGGAAGACCUGAAUUUAGUGGAAGACAUGAAUUUUCUGGAAGACGUGGCUUUAUUGGAAGACCUGGAUUUAGUGGAAGACAUAGAGUUUGUCUGGAAGACAUGGAUUGAUUGGAAGACUGGAUUUGGUGGAAGACAUGGAUUUUUCUGGAAGAUCUGGAUUUGA